AUGAUCAAACAACAGCUUGCAGAAAUGAAUACAAAAUUCGAUAAAAAGACAACCGAUAUAAACAGAAUAAUCGAUCAACACACAGUCGAAGUGAAACAGCUACACAAGAUCCUGAAGAUCCUGACCAUAUCACCAGCUUAUUCAACUACGUACAAUUACAUUAGCGAUCGCAAGUCUAUCCUUUCUACGGAUCAUUUCAGUUGCGGCGCUCGUAAUAUCAGCGACGCACGUGUUAACUGCGUUGCACAUGUUAACGUGAAGAAAGAGGAAGCCAGUUUUCAUAACGAUAAAGAUGAUGACAAAGACAAAAAUGAAUGUUUUGAAAACAUUGAAAAAGUUGGCUACGACAAAGAAUCUUUUGGUAUGCAAUGGGACUACUACUCAGAUUUUGCUGCCAGCAACUCGCCUACUUACCUUACUAACAGCGACAACGGUUAUUCAAAUAGUAACGAUGUCCUUGAUGGUGAUGUUAAUGCGAAUAAUCAUACCGAACCCGAAUUGGUAACAGAAUAUGACCCAAGUUUUGACAUAAUGCCUCCAACAUGCACCUGGAAAAAAAGCUUGGUUCUCGUCUACCUGGAUGAUGACAUAAACGACGACUUCAUUGCUGAUGAGGAUGAGUCUUUCAUCGCUGCAUCACUAAUCGACAGGAAAGAUGUUAAUGACGAAUUUUACGACAUGCAUCAAAGAUACCCGUCUGAUCAUUCUACACCUCGUGAACUCAAUAGAAAAAACCACUUGCUUCAAGUGUCAACAAAAUAA
This is a messenger RNA of Helobdella robusta, 762 nucleotides long. RefSeq lists its product as hypothetical. Bases 1 to 762 code for a protein of 253 amino acids. Lineage: Eukaryota; Metazoa; Annelida; Clitellata; Rhynchobdellida; Glossiphoniidae. The record is from RefSeq and is a predicted model, not a curated record. The transcript is spliced from 2 exons.